AACACCGCUGUCCCCAGUCUUCGCUGGGACGGCCCCGCAUCCUGUAGGUCUAGGAUGAACUGUCGUGUUUUUCAGAGAGGUUAUUCUUCUUUGUAGAGUGCACUCGAUCUGUGCAUUUAUUUGCCUACUACUUAGACCAUAAGCCGCCUGGGGCCGUGUGGUGUUCUGUGUGCCCGGCAGCCAUCCCAGCACUGGCAGACACCAGACGGUCCACGAUGACGGGCGGAGUGAGUAAAUCUCACAGUUGCCACGGCGAUCGCCAUCAGCUCUCCGUGGUAACGACUCUGAUCAUUCAUGUAACCACUUUAGGCUCCUGGGAGGUACUGAGUAACUGUUUUUUUGAAUUGAAUUGAGAUAUCUAAAUGUCAAUAUCUUAAGCAUUCAUUCAUUCAUACAAUUAUUUUUUAUUACCUUUAUGUUUCUUUACACAUGUAGUCCUCUGUGGCUUUCAGACCUGUAGUCUUUCUGUUCUUAUUAGUCCUCUCACAACAACAAAGACAUUUUACCAAAAUGUGUCUUUUGGGGGGAUUCCCCUUUUCUAACUUAAAAAUGUCACUGAACAUUAGUUCACUGGUUUACAGCUAGUAAUAAAUUCUGAUCAGUGUCAAUAUAAGUUCCAUAGGAUACUCAGUGAUUUUUAGUUGUUUUGUAUACUUGGUAUCCCCAGGGAUAGAUUAGUUACACCAGCCUCAGGUUACAGAGGGCAGCCUUGAAAUACUGAGUGGAAGCUCGGGUUCUGGAUUCUAUAACGUUUGGGGCUUACACCCCGCCCCGCUCGGCAAGGUUCUCCAAAAACCUUCCUAACCCCCCAAAGAAUUCAAGCCUUGGAAUACCACUCAAUUGUGCUAGAACUGAAUCUUAACCAUUUAGGACCCGCUGGCUUUUUGACUGUGUGGGUUUUUCCAAUAUCGGCUCAGAAUCAUAGCCCCAUGCACUUCGGAUCCCCUUGCCUGCGCCCCUUGGCGCCUGUGAGCAAGACACAACAGCAAAAAGAUGAUGAUUUUGUAUGUUGCAUUGUCACCAAUGGGGAAAAAAAAAAGCCCAAAGAUGACAAAUAAAAUGCGAUUUCGAAAAAGAAAAACCAGUUUAAAAAAAUUGUUGUUGUUUAUACCACCAAAGCAUUUUUGGAAACCCAAACGGGGAGAGAAGUGUUUCUGAAGAACCCGUAGCAGCGCAGCGUCGCGGCGAUUCGCAGCCCGUGGCCGCUCGCUUUUAACUCCCGUGACCUCCGCAUCCUAGGCCGCAUCCCGCCAGGGCCCGGUGCCUCGGCUGGGACUAUGCAGCGCCCCCUCCGCUCCUCCCGCGCCCCGCGCCGCCCCCCGCCCCCCUGCGCCGCGCAUUGUUGUCCUUUAGUGAUUGGCUGUUGGACCAGAAACAGCUGUGCCGAGCCGAGCUCUGUAUGUAGCCGAGCCGUGGACCCGAAUGCAGGUUGGCGGGAGGGUAGUGACGCUCACCAGGGGCUCCAGGAGAGAGGAAGAGCCAGGCCACCUCCACUGCGCUUGCCAGCGGCACAGACCGGGUACCCAGGCGUUUGAGGCUUUUGGAGGAGCUCCGGGUGGCGCCCCCUGCCCGGGCCCUCGCCGACUGCGGGCUUGGCGCAGGUGGGCAGAGCGGGGCACCGCAGAUCUGUCCGUUCCCACAGAGGGAUUUCUCUCCCUCUCUGUGAGGGGGAGGGACCAUCCUGAAAAUAUGUAAAUAUCCAAGCGCUGGCUCCAGGCCGUGGCGCCUGCCAAGGUCCCAGCGCCGCCGCAGGGUGUUUCACAAGACAAGGAGAAGCCUGCCGGGAUCUGUGCUCUAACGCGAGGCAGCUUGGUGAUUGGCGAGCCUGGGCGGCUGCCCUGCUUCCUGCCCUUCAAUAGCCAUUCCGCGCGCUGGCUACCAGGCGGCGGUGCCGCCGCGCGGUGUCGAUCGACCGUCAGGCUCCGCAUCAUCCUUGGCAGCCAUGGCUCCCGUCGCCGCCUCGGCCAGUAAGUAGGAGCAUGCAUGUGCAGGGGGCACAUGCGUGUCGGGGCAUACAUGCGCGCGCGCGCACUCAUACACGCGCGCGCGCAGGCACGCACACCACCUUAAGCCUGGGAAGGAGCAAGAUUGACUAGACGCUGCAGCCGCGAGGACGACUCCCGCUCCUUGGAUCCGGCAGAGCCCGCCCGCCGCAGCUGCUGUCCGCAGAGCUUGCUCGGAUCUCCGUGCACACGCGUCCCCCCUUCCUGCCUCUGUAAUGAAGACUGCCUCCCAGGGACUGCAGGGGAGGCAGGGCCCGCCUGCGCCCGGGACUGCGGGCCGCGCGGCUGGUAGGCCCAGGGGGACCCGACUUGGACGCUGUCAUCCCCACGCCUUGCGCUGAGCCGCCCCUCCGGCUUCCCGGGUGCCUGAUCCCGGGUCAGCCCCAGAGGCCUCGGCUCCCUCAUUUGUUUGGGUCUUUUGUGCCGGGGCUCACAGUUGGCUAAGCACUCCUGCGCUGAAUCGGGCCAUUGUCUGCGCUCCCAUUGCUUUCACACUGCAAGUCUCGGCGCCCCCACCCCGCCCUCCCCUCCCCGCCUCCUCCUGGCCGGGGAGCCUCCUAACGUGCCUUUCCCCCCAGGAAUCUGGAAGCUAUAAGCCGGGCGGAUUGCAAAUGAAGUGUAAUGCAUUGUGGGACGUGUGUAAAAUCGGAGCCUUCGCUGUGGUGGGGUGUGGGGGCGUGGGGAGGGCCGGACCCGCCGCUGGCGGUGUAGACGCCGACGAGGAGGGGCUGGGAAAAUGCGCGCAGAGUGCGCCCAGGUCGUGCCCACCGUAGACGGAUGAAGCCGCGCACUGCGCCCCGGCGCUGAGGCCCGAGGAUCGGGGCAGCAGGUCGCCCUCCCCACCAUGAAGAAGACCCGGAGCACAACCUUGCGGCGAGCCUGGCCUAGCUCGGAUUUCUCGGACCGGGCCUCGGACCGCAUGAGGUCCCGCAGCGAGAAGGACUACCGCCUGCACAAACGCUUCCCCGCGGCCUUCGCGCCCCAGGCUUCGCGGGGCUACAUGACAUCAGGUGAUGUGUCACCCAUCAGUAUGUCUCCCAUCAGUCAGUCUCAGUUUAUUCCGCUCGGGGAGAUCCUUUGCUUGGCCAUCUCAGCGAUGAACUCGGCGCGCAAACCUGUCACCCAAGAAGCACUGAUGGAGCACCUGACCACGUGCUUCCCAGGUGUCCCCACCCCAAGCCAGGACAUCCUGCGGCACACGCUGAGCACGCUGGUGCGGGAGAGGAAGAUCUACCCGACCCCGGACGGCUACUUCAUCGUGACCCCGCAGACCUACUUCAUCACGCCCUCCCUCAUAAGAACUAACAGUAAGUGGUACCAUUUGGACGAGAGGAUACCUGACAGGUCUCAGUGCACCUCCCCACAACCCGGAACCAUCACGCCCUCCGCCUCGGGCUGCGUCAGGGAAAGGACAUUACCCAGAAACCACUGCGACUCCUGCCACUGCUGCCGAGAAGACAUGCACAGCAUGCACGCGUCCACUCUGCAGAGGAAGCCCGCCAAGGACUGCAAAGACCCCUACUGCCCUCCUCCCCUCUGCCAGGUGCCCCCCACCGAAAAGAGCAAAAGUACUGUAAACUUCUCCUACAAGACAGACACUCUCUCCAAACCGAAGGACAGCGAAAAGCAGUCCAAGAAGUUUGGGCUCAAGUUAUUCCGGCUGAGCUUCAAGAAGGACAAGACCAAGCAGCUAGCCAAUUUCUCCGCCCAGUUCCCUCCCGAGGAGUGGCCGCUGCGCGACGAGGACACGCCGACCACCAUCCCUCGGGAGGUGGAGAUGGAGAUCAUUCGGCGCAUCAACCCGGACUUGACCGUGGAGAACGUCAUGAGGCACACCGCACUAAUGAAGAAGCUGGAGGAGGAAAAGGCGCACAGGAGCAAAGCCGGGUCCUCCGCCCACCACAGCGGGAGGAGUAAAAAGAGCAGGACUCACCGCAAGUCCCACGGGAAGUCCCGGUCGCACAGCAAGACGCGGGUCUCUAAAGGGGACCCGUCGGAAGGCUCCCACCUGGACGUCCCAGGCGACAGAGAGUAUGACUUCUGCGACCCCCUCACCAGGGCCCCCAGGGAGGGCUGCUUCAUCAUCGAACACAAAGGAGAGAACUUCAUCAUGCACAGCAACGCCAACGUGAUCGAGCCUCACUUCCCCAUGACGCCGGAAUGGGACGUGUCGGGGGAGCUGGCCAAGAGGAGGACUGAGAUGCCUUUUCCCGAACCUUCCAGGGGGAGCUCCCACUCGAAAGUGCACCGAAGCCACAGCCAUACCCAGGACCGGCGGUCCAGGAACGAGAGGUCCAGCAAAGCCAAGGAGCGGUCCAGGUCCAUGGACAACUCCAAAGGCCCACUGGGCGCCUCCUCCCUGGGGACGCCGGACGACCUGGCCGAAGGCUGCAGCCAGGACGACCAGACGCCCAUCCAGUCCUACAUCGACGACAGUACUCUGAGGCCUGCGCAGACCGCCGGCCAUCAAAGGGCUCACCUUUUGUCCACCAGCUAUAAAGAGGUGUGUCUUCCAGAAAAAGUCGGUGGCGGCAAGGAACCCUCCAGCGCCUGUAGCCUCUUGGAGCCGGGCAAACCGCCCGAGAGCCUGCCGCCCUUCGGCGAGCUCAACUCCUGUCCGACGAAAGCAGCCACGGACGACUAUUUCCAGUGCAACACCUCCGGCGAGACAGUGCUCACGGCGCCGGCGCCUCUGGGGAAGAGCAAAGAGGACCAUGACGCUCUGGCCCUGGCAGAAGGCGUGAAGAAGCUGCCCCUCUCCGAUAGGCCGGCCCCACACCCCUCCAGGGAGCCUGUGGGGCACAAGGAGGAGUCGCCCAAGGGGCCCGGCGGGGGCCCGGCCACCCCCGGUGCCAUGGCCGAAGGGAUGGCCAACGGGCGCCUCCUGCAGCACCACGGCGCCGAGCCCAGCAGCCUGGACAAGAGGAAAGAGAUAUUCAGCAAAGACACGCUGUUCAAGCCUCUCCACAGCACCCUGUCUGUCAACAGCUAUCACAAGCCCAGCCUGUCCCUCCUCAAAUCUCACCCGAAGACACCUGCCGACGCACUGCCAGGCCGCUGCGAGAAGCUGGAGCCGUCACCCCUGGGGAGCUCGGGGGCCCAAGUGCUGCCGGCCCUCCAGCGCCAGCAGGAGCCCGGCGGGAACCAGGAGGCCUCGUUUGACUAUUACAACGUCUCCGACGACGACGACUCCGAGGAAGGGGCCAACAAGACCGCCGAGGAGGAGAAGAACAGGGACGACGUGGGCACCAUGCAGUGGCUCCUGGAGCGGGAGAAGGAAAGGGACUUGCAGAGGAAAUUCGAGAAGAACCUCACCCUCCUCGCCCCCAAAGAAAGCGACAGCGGCAGCCACCAGAGGACCACCCAUUCGGCACGCCUGGACAGCAUGGACAGCAGCAGCAUCACUGUGGACAGCGGAUUCAACUCCCCACGCACUCGGGAGAGCCUGGCUUCCAACACGUCAAGCAUUGUGGAAAGUAACCGUCGGCAGAACCCCACCUUGAGCCCGGCCCACGGUGGAGCCGGCCCGGCCUUCAGCUUCCGCGCGAGCACAGACGCCCCGACCAGCGACGCGGAGAAGCUGCAGAAGCCUUCCAGCUGCUUGCAGGCUUCGGUGACUAGCGUGUGAGGGCCGUCCCGCCUCCGAUCUCCUGUCUCGUCCGAUGCAGCCACGUUUACGACACUGGGACUGAUGUUUACAUCUUCGGGAAGACAAGCAUCUCAACCGCAGUUUUCGUGUUUACUUAAACUGUGCUGCUAAGUAGGCUAGAGCGAACACACACGUCUUUCUUUCAGAGUACUGCUUCUCACAUGUAUGGCUCUGUAGCAGCAGAAUAGCAGUAGGGGUGAUGUGUACACUUUUGCUUCACUAACUGUACCCGAGCACCCAUAGGAGCGUCUAGAUGCUGUCAGUGUGAUGCGCAUUUUCGAUGUCAUGCAGUUUGCCAGUUCCACGUUUCGAUGCCACAGGUGCGCGCGUAGCCCGGGUCCGUGGGCAGACGGUGCCGCAGAACUGAUUCUUGACACUUCCCCCAAACACAACAACAGCAACAGCAAAACAACACUAAGCCACCACCAAACGUCCAAGGCAAGGGCCCACCGCGAGGGCCGCCAGGGCCACCCUGCCGGGAAGGGACCCCAGCCCUCCGUGUGUGAAGCGUGUAGGCACCUGUCAUGUGUCACUGUGAGUGUGCGUGAAGCGGCUCUGCGGGCGCACGGGGGAGCGUGUCGGGAGGGCCGUGACGGCCGCGCCGGGAGUGUGUGUGUGUGUGUGUGUGUGUGCCGGAGUUUGUGUUUAAGGUCACAGAUGCUUGUCUGAGUUUGAACCUUCCGUCAUUGCCCACAGGAAUAGAUAGGCCUCUGAAUCUGGAGUGGAUAAAAAGGAAGGGGCCCCCAGCCUGGCGGGGGCGCAGCGCUCAGUGGCGGGAGAGGUCGUGCGGACUUCUGAGCGGUGUCCGUCAGAGAUGUAAGGGGGAGUGCCUCCUCUUUGGGGUACUUGCAGAGAUCCUAGCUUACGAGAAUAGAUGCGGUAAUUAGUUUGUUGAAAAGCAAAAUGUUCUUUGUGAUACAAAUGAAGAGUACGGCCUGGGGAUGUUAUUCUUUCUAAUGGAAGGACAUAAAUCUAUUUUAUGUAGUUUUAAAUAGAAUGCCUAAAUUAGGCUGUGGGAGAGAAUUUUUAGUGGUUAGAGGAAAGAGCAGAUUUAGGGAAAGUUGAACUUCAGGCCUUUUAUUCCUGGGAAGAUAUCUAUAGAGAAAACUUUAACGUAACUUUUGACCAGAAAUAGACACGUGCCCGUGUAGUUAACAACAGAAUGUGCUCAUUCUGCAAGCAGUGGUAUAAUUCUAACUUGUACUCCCCCAAAAUUGACCAGAAUGACAAUUAUGCAUACAUGAACUAUGCCAGAGUAAUGUUUACAGAUACUUUGUAACCAAUUUCAGGAGGCAUUUUUAGGUGGCUGUAUGGUUAUUAGCCCAACGUAUUUCAAAACGGCCUGUUAACAUGUGGCUUUACUUCACACUGUCACAUUGAAUACCAAGAAGCCAGUCAGCAGUGGAGGGACGACAAAUCAGCUUCGGCCUUCUAGGAGAGAGACUUUCCAAAGUCCCCUUGUUUCACUUUACGAGAACAGCAGAAUGAAUCCGGAGAGAAUGGAAAACUAUUCGCAAAAGGGUUACCUAGGACACGAGUAGAUGGUCUGACCACAAGUUUAUUUAGUUUCGUGGCACGUGACGUUUGGAACCAUAUACCGUAAAGUACAGCUCCAAAAAUAAAUCUGAAAUGUCCCUUCCUCAGAUUUCGAUCAACGGCAUAAAAUCUGCGGAACCCCUCUGCCCCUGUAUGAGGUUCAGCCCUGGCGACCUGUUUAAAGAAUGCAGUCGUGUACCUUUGCUUUAUCAGACAUCUGGAAGGGGCACGAGAGACUGGACGUGUGGAGUUCGGGGCAGGCUCAUUUCGUGUGCUUAGAGCGACCCCGCGGCCCGCUGCUUGGUAAACUCCCACACCACUGAAAUGCGUAAGUCAGCUGGCGAGCAGUGUCAUGCCUUAUUUCCUCCAAGGCAUGCCUUGAUUGCUCAGAAAUGCGCUAUUGUCUCACUGCUCAAAUAUGUCCAGAUCUGCUUAAACAUCUCUUAGAUAACAUAUCUGAGAGACUAGAUUCAGAGUCUGUUUCCUUGGGGAGUUGUAUACCAUACAGUUACUAAAUUCUUCUGUCUAAAUUCGUUCCCCUCCCCCCCAAAACCUGCUCUCGAGUGUUUAUCAUGCUAUCAGUUCAUAAAUAAUAUAACCAUUGAAACAGCUCAUCAGCCUCCAGUUGAUCCUCUGAAAGUAGCCAUUAUAAUAAUCAAAUGCUGUGCGAACAGGAAAGGAAAGCAUUACCUUUAGAAGCUUUAAAAUAGGAAUUCAUCAAUAUUUCACAAGAAGUAGGUUUACAGACGUUAUUCAAAUGAAACGUGUACACUGUUUGCCUGAUGCUAUUGGGCACGUGAUUUGAAGAAGGAAAAAAAAAAAAAAGAAUUCCCUCAGACCAGCAGCCAUUAGCAUAGAAACAAUGGACUUCGAAGAUGAUACCAUGUAAGCAGACGUUCCCUGUAGAAAGAGCCUCCGCUGAUCUAUCUGGGGUUCCCGAGUGGGGAAGGAGGGUGGCAGGAGGUGCAUCACAAACGUCACCCGAGACGGUCUGUGGUGAGGUUCUCAGUGACCCAGCCCUCGGGCCACUCCCAGCUUCGCCGACAUCCUUGUCCUCCCGUGAAAGGAGAGCCUUGUGCUACACGGAUGCUUAGCUGGCCCCCACUUAGAGCGUAUCACCUGAAAGGUUUACAGAACUGAAUCUGGACGAAUCUCUGUGUAGCGUUCAACUUGAAAGGGUCAACCCAUCUGUCAGCAUUUUGCACACUUAUGUAUUAUUAUGAUACAGCAUAUUACUUUAUGGUAAUUUUUAUUUUUACAUAUAACUACCUCCAUAAAUUCGAUGAAGUGGCCGCAGUGCGUUGAAGUGUGUUGUUCAGAAAAGCGAAGUUUAAGGCUCGCGUGUCGUUAGGCCACGGCGUGCUGCGUGCGUGUCGGCGAUUGUCUGCGUGGACUUGUGACCUCUUCGUGGCCACGGUUUCCUUUGACGGCAUUGUUUCACCUUCAGAUGCACACCCGUCUCCCCUCUCUUGCCCACAGAGGCGCACUUGACUUCGUUAUGAGUGAUAGGGAGUUUCAGUUUCUUGUCUCCCCCUCUCCCCAUCCCGGUUCCCGCCAAAAGUUCCCCCUGGCGAAGAGCCAAUUGGUAGACAUAACCUGGCGAGCUAUUGGCUUCUGGAAAACUCCGAUGUCAGUCCUAGAAUCUCAGUAGCAGACGACACACAGGAAAUCUGGACUGCCCCCUGUGGAGCACUUUGGUCCUCUCCGCCCCCACGCGCGUGCCCCCACAGCAGACCCGCACCCCACUCCAGUGAUCAGAGCUGUGCUGUGUAGUCGCAACUCCUGUUACGUAGUUGGCGUUCCACUCUGUGUCUUUUGCACACCUCAGGGGACCUUGGUGAGCAUGUGAAAAGGCGGGGGAGGCUAGCAAAUCGAGAAAAUAAAUCGGAGGGCGGAAAGGGGACUAGCUGGAGAAAGAAAACAAACCAUUGCUUCUCUGACCUUGGGAAGCUCAAGGUCAGGAAGCAGAAAUUGAAAGUGAACCUGGAGUAACAAUGAUCUGAACACCAGCUGUUCCCAAAUCUCCCUUUUCCAUAACCCAGCCAGCUUUUCUAAAAUGCGAGUUUCAAUUAUAUUGCAGUCACCUUGGGAACAAAAAAAAAAAAAAGAAAAGAAAAGAAAACAACUCUUCAAUGGAAACAAAAGUUCCUUUUUUUUUUUUUUAGGUUGGCACAGCUUUGCAAAAUUUCUACCCAGGAUAAACCACUUACCACCACAAAGUGUACUUGAAAAUAAAGUUUUUAAUUUCAGUGAUAGGCCUAUUGCUCGCAAUACAAUAGUGAUCACAUUUGGAAAAGUCUCAUUGUUUAUAACGUGGGCAGUAUUUGGCGCUUGGUUCAAAACCAACGACAACCUGUAAUGACUUUACAAGUUCAUUGGGGGACCUCAAAGUGCUUCCAAAGCAUUCAGAUUCGCAAACAACCCACCCAGCAGGUCCGAUUCGUAAUGCCCAAACUUGAAACGCAUGAACAGAAGGAGUGACAAGAUUACCCAGAACACAGCGGCAGCUACCGACGAUCUCUUUUCUAUCUGUUUGAUAGGCCAUCUCGUGAGAAAUCACUCAGUACGAUGCUAUUUUUUCUGAUGUGUGCUAAUAAAGUCAAAGAAAACAAACACAACUUGACACCUUUGUCCAUUUUCAUUCAAAAAGUUCAGGGUGUUUGGAAUUUCACACCCCGGUGCCCCUCCCUGGGUGGAUUCAGGAAGUGGGGGUGGGAGGGGCAACGUGUCCCCUCACGUGCGGUGGUGGUCAGAAGUAGAUCUGGACCUACACCCUGUUCGCAGGUUCACAUCGGGCUUCUGUCACCCCCGCGCUGAAACACCGUCUUUCAGGAACACGAGUGCUCCUGGCAGUGGGAGGUGCUGAGGCAGACGUUCUCACGAGUGCUCUUCACAGUGCUUCUUAGCGCGACAGGAACUCAGGGCCGUUGUCCAGCCCUGCGCUGAGGAACCUGGGUUUCCGAGGGAGCUGAUCUGGUCCUGCGUAUUUUCUCAAAUUAGGAGAUAGAAGAUCCUCAAGGGGCGGCCUUCCGUCUUGCCACAGGCCAGCCAUAGGACCAGCUGGCGGCGUGCUGGCGGUCGACAGUGGACCCCAGCAGAGGUGGCCCUUUCCUUCCCUCUCCCCGGCCCCCAGUCCCGUCCUGCCCACGGUCAAGGCCGCCAGUCCCCUUCUGUUCCUCAGUGACUCUCCUGUGUGCAUUUAGUGCCAGAGAAGCAGGAGGACGGGAGACACAAAUGCAAACACCACGGAAAACACUGUUUCGCUUUGAGGUAGUGAGAUAGGGGCAGGAAAGGGAUCGCCGUCGGUCUGGUCUUCGCCAAGUACGAUAAAAGAGUCCGCCGUCACUCUGUGACCCUCCCAGAAGGGUGUACAGUAUUAAGGCAACACCCAAGAUUUUCCCGGAGAUUUUUGCAUAGGAGACAUUUCAUAACAUGAAACACUCAUGAUUAGAUGUCCUGGUGUGUUUGAGACAGACGGCGGCAUCUCCUGGGUUGCGUUCCGCUCCGCAUCUCUUGCAGCCGCAUCCCAGAGCGCCCCCGGGGGCGGGCCCCCGGCCCGAGACCCCGAGUUUGCACAGUCGUGUUGUCUGUGGCUCCCAGUUGCUGAUCUGCAAGGUUCAGAAUCCCCCAAGGCUCAAAGGGGGGCUCAGCCUCCUUCUUAACGACUGUAUGUUAUCAGUUACCGGGCUUUAAAUUGCUCCUGUUGGCUUCAAAUGCGAACACACACACACACACACACACACACACGCACACACCCUGCCAACAAGGGACGGGGCUGCUGCUUCCCAGGUGAGGCAGUGACGACAGAAAGCCCGUGCAAGGCUAGAAGCUGGGCUGGUCCACAGACCGCCGCCUACCUCCCUGUCCAAAGGUUGACCUUGGCACCCCCCCCACCCCGUUCCUUGGCUCCCACCCGAAAGGGGUACCAAAUCUGAGAUCCGAGAUCUCCUCCGAUAUCAGUCCUCUGCAGUUCCUGGAAACUUAUCAUGAACAAGACACGCUCCGCAGCUCCUCGCCUUCCUGCCCUCCAAGGCCUCUGCCCCCUCCUCCCCGUGUCCCCGCCCAGAUACCGGUCCACCGCCGUGGUUUCCACAUUGGAAGGGCGAAACAGUGUGAGGUAUUGUGCACACGGGCUGGGUUAGCCCCAGCGCUAACCUCGGGCCGCCUUCCUGUAAGUAUCGACAGCUACGAAUUAAGGUCCUUAGAGUAGUUGACAUAGAUACGACUUUCUAGCAGAGAAUUAAAUUUCAGCGUUCAGUUUAAAGGGAUCAUAAUUCUGCAGGUAUCUUUCUCUGAGUGACUGAAUGUGACUAUUGCAUUAGGGUACAUGAAUUAAGAAGUGCAAGUGGGAUUUACUGUAUGUUAGAACGGAGUUUUGCAGCCAAGACUGCCUUGAAAAAAAAUGUGUUUGCACUGAAAAAAAAAUUUAAAUUACUUGGUCUCUGGUUGCUGUAAAGGUCAUCCAAGAUGGAUGUUCUGUUUAUAUUGUAUAGUAUUUCAUAUGAAAUAAUUACAGUUCAUGAAAUGUCUUCCCUAAUGUUACUGAUUUAUAACAGCACAUUUGUAACAUGGUUUUUAUCGUGUCAGUGUGCCAUAUUGUAAAUGAUGAUUACUUGUCAUGCUUAGUAUAAUAACUUAAAAGACAAAAAAAGCACAGGGAUUUUUGUAAGUCUAUAUUUGAAAGUCCCUCCAUAUGGUAAUAUUGUGUUCAUGUUGUUUAUGUAGUGUUGUGUGAAAUAUCCAUUUUGGAUUGUGUUACUUUUUAAGAUAUUAAAUAACAUUUGGUUAUA
Phyllostomus discolor (pale spear-nosed bat) is the source of this 11978-nucleotide messenger RNA. RefSeq names its product storkhead box 2 (gene STOX2). Gene Ontology annotation, biological process: positive regulation of transcription by RNA polymerase II. Gene Ontology annotation, molecular function: RNA polymerase II transcription regulatory region sequence-specific DNA binding; DNA-binding transcription activator activity, RNA polymerase II-specific. Bases 2848 to 5631 code for a protein of 927 amino acids. The transcript is spliced from 4 exons. NCBI's taxonomy places the organism in Eukaryota, Metazoa, Chordata, Mammalia, Chiroptera, Phyllostomidae. Gene Ontology annotation, cellular component: cytoplasm; nucleus. The record is from RefSeq and is a predicted model, not a curated record.